This is a messenger RNA of Tilletiopsis washingtonensis, 2393 nucleotides long. RefSeq names its product WD40 repeat-like protein. The transcript has a single exon. NCBI's taxonomy places the organism in Eukaryota, Fungi, Basidiomycota, Exobasidiomycetes, Entylomatales. The record is from RefSeq and is a predicted model, not a curated record. Bases 391 to 2268 code for a protein of 625 amino acids. Gene Ontology annotation, molecular function: protein binding.
GGUGCUUCCCGUCCUUCUCCCACCUCCCUCGCACCCUCACACCCACGCCGCUCCUAGCAGCGAGCGUCUCGCCUGCUUCGCAUUCACAUCGCUCGCUUGUCAUCGCAGUCCUCCUCUGCCUCUUGCGCCGCACCCUCCGCUUGCAGCCCUUGAGCGCAGCUGAGCGCGACCGAGCGCAGCGUGCGCUCCCAUGGCCGCAGCCGCCGGCGGCUCGAGCGGUGCGGCGACGGAGAUGCGAGCCGAUGCCAAUGGCGACGAGGUGCCGCAGCGCGAGGCACGGCGCAGCUGGCAUGAGGCUCUCGCUCGCCGUGCCGCGCCCAUUGUGGCGCACACGGCGCCGAACGGUGAUGCGGGACCCUCAAGACGCACAGUCGGUGAGUGCUCGCCGAAAUGGAGACACGCCGGGGGACAGAUGGGCGUCGAGAUAUCGUGAGCAGUGUCGUGACGACAAACGCCGCCACUGGUGCUGCCGCCCGUGGCAGGCGUGCUCAGGAACUGCAGCUGUCGACUUCGGUGUCUGAUGCAUGCGCCGCAGACCUCGUCGCACAGCUGCCGCCCGAGCUGGCGCUCCUCAUCCUCGCACAGCUCAGCCAUGCCGACAUUCAGGCCUGCCUGCUCGUCUCGCACGCCUGGCAUGCACGCGCCAUGGCCGGCUCCGUCUGGCGUGCCCUCUUCGCACGUCGUGCCGACGCCGGCUGGGCGCUGCGUCCCGACGCCGAGGCCGUGUGGGCCCGCAUCGCGGACGAUGCGGGCGACAUCGAUGCGCUGGCGUCGCAGCUCGGUGCCUCGGCCGGCCUCGACGACCACGCCGGGCCGUCGCGGCGAGCGCUGCACUGGCACGACCUCUACCGCGCCCGCCACGCCCUCGCACGCCGCUGGAACCUGCUGCCCGGCGCCGCAGGGCCUUCACGCUCGCAGCUCUCCUCGCCGCCGACGCCCAUGACACCCUCAGGCGCUGCGCUGAGUGCUACGGCGCUCGCACACUCGCUGGCGUUCAGCUCGCCGCAGCCAGGCCGCGUGGUGCAUACCAGCACACAGGGCGAGGCCAUCGCGCUGCCGGCGCUGCAGCCCGUCACGCGGCACCUGCGCGGCCACACCGACUACGUCUAUUCGGUGCGCUCCGACCUUGGCCUCUGGACGCCACGCGCCAACGUGCUCGCCGCAUUGCGCGCCAGUCGGCCACGCGGCUUCUGCCGUGCCGACGGCUUCGAGACGCAGGACGAGGCCGAGGAGCGCAGUGCACACCGCGCACGCCUGCGCGGCGAGCGCUACCAAGGACCAGGAUUCGCACGGCGGCAGCCAUUCGCAGCGCCGGCCUCGCCUGGCCACGCAGACGACGUGCUGCGCGGCCUCGGUACGCGCGGGCGCAUCGUCUCGUGCUCGCGCGACCGCACAAUCCGCGUGUGGGACGGGCAGACGGGCGCCUGCAUCUACACGCUUGUCGGCCACACGGCCAGCGCGGUCUGCUUGGCGUACGACGACGAGCUGCUCGUCAGCGGCAGCUCCGACAUGACGGCACUGGUGUGGGACUUUCGCGUGUGCGCCUCGCGCGCGCGCGACGACGACGGCGCCGACUGGCAGCCGCGGCAGCUGGCGCACCUGCGCGGACACAGUGGCGCCGUGCUCAACGUGUGCCUCGACGAGCGCUGGAUCCUGACGUGUUCGCGCGACACGACGAUCCGCGUGUACGAGCGCGCCACGCUGCAGCUCGUGCGCGUGUACCGCAACCACGCCGGGCCCGUCAACGUCGGCCUGCUGAGCCGCGACGCGGCGGGGCGCAGCAUCGUCAUGUCGGCGUCGGGCGACGGCAGCAUGCAGCUGUGGGACCUGGCGCGCGGCGAGUGCCUGCGCACCUUUGUCGGGCACGAGCGCGGCGUCGCCUGUCUCGACUUUGGCGGCGGCGUCGUCGUCAGCGGCAGCAACGACAACACGGUGCGCGUCUGGGACGCGGCGUCGGGCCGCUGCUGUGGCAUCUCGCGCGAGCAUGCGCAGCUCGUGCGCGCCGUCGUCUGGGAGGCACGCCGCCGCGUCGGCGUCUCGGCGGGCUACGACCGGCGCAUCGUGUGCUGGAGCGUCGCGCCGCAGCUCCUCGUCGGCGACGCCGACCCGCCGCCGGAGCUCGAGCCGUUCAUGCGCCUGUGCGAGAGCGAAGGGCGCGUCUUUGACGUCCAGAUCGACGCGCAGCGCCUGCUCAGCGCCGGCGAGGACAGCAUGGUGUACGUCACCGACUUUGCGCACGGCGAGCCGCUCAUGCGCCUGUUUAGCUGAGCGCGGCGGCGCGCCACGGACACGCAAUGUAUUUAUAUAGAGAGGGGUCUUGUGUGAGGGCCAUGAGCCAGGUCGAGCUCGGCAAGCAGGCACAGGCGUCCGCCGCCACCAGGGGAUCGUCAGAG